AGCCAGGCCCAGCAACGAAGGCCGCGUCCACAUUAAGCUUAAGAGCUCCUUUCUCCGGCGGCGUCCAGAUCACAGGUGAGAUCCCUUCUCGUUCUUGUUUUUUUCUUUCGAUUCGCGCUGCAAGUUUUGAUAUCUUCGUGCAAGGCUAUCGCUUCAUUAUCAGUCGCUUGCGGGUCCGGUGAUUUGCCUCUAAAAAUCGCACUUUUUCUCGCCUUCCACCGGACCCAGAGUACUUCGGAAACGAGCUCGAGAGACGGCAAGGCUGGUAAUCCACUCUUAAAGAGGUGUUGUGGCGUUUGGGGAGGCGUCUUACACACUGGGCACAGUGGGUCAGGAAAUUUCCUCAGCCCUUCCCACAAUUCUUUGGCUCGUCCAUAAAUACCUCCAGAUUUGCAUGCAUUAGACACUACUCUCUUACAUCUCUCUCCUCAUUAUUCAACUCGACCACUACUCUUUAGCUCCCGAAGAUGGCAAAGAGGAAAUAUUCGGAUGGAACAGUGGUGUCGACCAGUAGAGGCGAUGUUGAGUCGUCGCUGGGGGCUGAAUACGAGGUGUUCUUGAGUUUUAGAGGGCCCGACACUCGCCAGAAUUUUGCCGAUUGCCUCUAUCACGCCAUGGAUGGAGCUGGCAUUCGCGUUUUCAGAGACGGUGAAGAGAUCGGAAAAGGCGAAGAUAUCGGAGGUGAACUAAAGCGUGCGAUCGAGAGCUCCUCAAUCUGUAUUCCCAUCUUCUCUAGAAACUACGCUGUCAGUGCGUGGUGUCUUCGUGAGCUUGCAUACAUGGUGUAUCGCAAAGCGAUGAUUCUGCCGGUCUUCUUUGACGUGGAACCCAGAGAUGUCAAGCUUAAAACUAAGCUGUACCAGGAUGCUCUGCAAAAGCACGAGGAGAAGUACGGCUGCGAGGUCGUGCAGCGAUGGAAGGAGGCUCUGGAGAAGGUCGCUGGUAUGAGCGGAUGGGAUCUCAAAGAUACCGGACCUUUUAUCAAAUAUGACAGUCACGGCGAAGUCAGUAAAUUAAUCGUUGCUAAAGUUUCGAUGAAGCUGAAUAAAAGAGACAAAAAGCUGCCGGAUCAUUUAGUCGGAAUUGAGGAUUGCGUUGAUGAUGUCAUGCGCCUAAUAGAUGAAGGUUCACCUGAUGUACGUUAUCUGGUAAUCCACGGAAUGGGGGGCAUCGGUAAGACGACUCUUGCCAAAGUCGUCUUUAACCAAAUUUCCAGUCGAUUUCACAGGUGCAGCUUUAUUUCGAAUGUUCGAGAAGCUUCAAAUGGCAGCAAAGUCGUUCAAUUGCAAAAGCAAUUAUUGUCGGAAAUUCUCAACUCCAAUCCACCGGAGUUUUAUGACUCUGAUGCAGGGAUUUACCAAAUUAACACGAGAUUCCGCCGCAAGAAAGUCCUCAUUGUUCUAGAUGACUUAGAUGAAAUGGAUCAACUCUCAAAACUUGCUGAAAAGCCUGAUUGGUUUGGUCCCGGGAGCAGAAUUAUUAUUACAACAAGGGACACGAACUUUUUGCCGAUUGAAGAGGAGAACCAAGAAAAAAAUGUCCGGACGCAUUUCAAAGAGUUUACAAUCUAUCAAAUGAGAGAAUUGUCCCAUCGCCAUGCUCUUGAGCUUUUUAGUAAGCAUGCAUUCAGAAUGGAUUUUCCUCCACAUGAUUAUCGUCAUAUUUCUCGCAAUAUUGUUUGCAAAACCGGUGGACUUCCUUUGGCUCUCGAGGUCAUCGGUUCCUCUCUUUGUGGCCAAAGUCAACAACUUUGGAAAGCCACAUUGAAGAAAUUAAAUUUAGUUCCCAAUCAAGAUGUAUGUCACAAAUUAAGGAUUAGCUUUGAUAUGCUAGAGGAUGAACAGAAAGAAAUUUUUCUUGAUAUUGCAUGUUGCUUUAUUGGUGAAGAAAGAAUCCAUCCACAUUAUAUGUGGAAAGCAUUGGAUUUUUCCCCCAAAAUUGAGAUCCCUGUCCUUUCUCGUAUGUCUUUGAUAAAGGUUGAUGGUAAUGACAAACUGUCGAUGCAUGACCUGCUAAGAGACCUUGGAAGAGAAAUUGUUCGAAAAGAACACAAAUUUCUGGAGGAGCGUAGUAGACUAUGGUCUCCCAAGGAUGCGUUGAACGUAGUGCAGCAUAGAAAGGGAACAUAUAAAAUCACAGCACUCAAACUAACUGGACUUCCAAAAGAGCACAUAUUUACAAGGGAAGAGUUUUCAAGUCUGCAUAACUUAAGGUUGUUGGAAUUAGAGGGGGGCAACUUGACAGGAGACUUUAAGAAUCUUCUCUCGAGUUUAAAAUGGCUCUCUUGGCAUCGUUGCCCUUCAUACUUGCAGGCGGUCAAUCUAUGCUUACGGAACUUAGUUGUGCUCAAGCUUUCUGACAGCAAAAUUCCUGAGAAUUGGAAUGGAUGGGGCCCAUGCUUGGCAAAUCAUGACUUGAAAGUUCUACAUCUCAUGAGAUGCCAUCUCUCGACGACUCCCGACUUCUCAACAUGCUCGAAUUUGAGGAUAUUGGCUUUUGUUGAACAUUAUGCAGAGUUGACACAAAUCGAUAUCUCUAUCGGUAAGCUAGAGCGCCUAAAGCGCUUGGAAAUAAUUGCAGCCAGAGUGCAGCCGACAACGUUGUCUGGAAGCCCCCAUUUUGACCUGUGCGCAAUACCUUCUACAAUAUGCCGUUUUAAGAAACUGUCAAGUCUAAAGCUUGUGGGGCAGUGUAUCCGAGAGCUUCAUCCAUCUAUUGGAGAGAUGGCGGGCUUGAAGUGCUUGUCUUUAGCGCAUUGUUAUCGGCUUAGAAAGGUUCCAAACUCCAUUGGGAAAUUGAGUUCAUUGCUUGAAUUGAAUUUGUUCAACACAAGAAUCAGAGAGUUACCUGAUUCUAUUGCAAAUCUCAUAAGGUUGGAGAAAAUGGACCUGGGACACACUCGGAUGAGGGAGCUACCAAACUCCAUUGGAAGACUAGAAUCGUUGCUUGACUUAGACUUGCAGCGUACUGAUAUUAUAGCACUGCCUGCUUCCAUUGGAUCUCUUAAAAGCCUUAGGCGCUUAAUUGCGAUUGACAGUAAGAUAAGAGAGUUACCUGAUUCUAUUGGAGAUCUCAAAAGGUUGGAGGAAAUGGACCUGAGAAACACUCAAAUAAGGGAGCUACCAAACUCCAUCGGAGGACUAGAAUCAUUGCUCUGGUUAGACUUAUUUGUUACAAGAAUUACAGAAUUGCCUGCUUCUAUUGGAUAUCUUAAAAGGCUGAAGGGAAUAAAUACGCUUGGGACAAAGAUAAGAGAGCUACCUAAGGCCAUAUGGACUUUGGAGAAUCUUGAAGGGUUGGUAUACCAUGGUUAUGAUUCUAGAAAUAUAGAUGUCACAUUGCCUCCUAAGCUUUCGAACGUAUUCAUAUAUUGUGAUGAUCCUCAAUCUCUCCCACGGCUUCCUUUAGGUCUUCAUUAUUUGGAAUUAAUCGAUGUCAAGUUACCGAUAGAACAACCUCUUCUCUUUGAUUUGAGAUGUUUGCAUCAUUUAAGACUCUUCAGAUGGGGAUUGAGAGAGAUCGAGUUUAAACAGUUAGAGAACCUCCUUGAAUUAGAUGUUAUGAACUGUAAAUCGCUGGUGAGGUUAUCAGGUCUAUCAAGCUUAAGGAAGCUCAAAAUACUGAGAAUCUUUUCGUGCUCACAGUUAAUUGAGAUUCGAGAUUUGGGAGAAAUGGAAUCGCUGGAGACAUUAUCCAUUAUUGCAUGCACCUCCAUAGAAAGGUUACCCGAUCUAUCAAAACUACAUGGGUUGAGGAGCUUGUCUGUAAAUCAUUGUGAAUCACUGCAAGGUUUGUCUGAUUUCCCAAACUCACUGGAGCAAUUAUUAAUUGGAGAAUGGAGCUCCAUAGAAAGGUUACCCGAUCUAUCAAAACUACAUGGGUUGCGCUCAUUGACACUCUAUCACUGUAAAGCACUGCAAGGUUUGCUUGCUGUUCCAAACACAUGUGGUCUCCAUGUUCAUGCAUGCCCACUGUUAGGCGAGCAUAGUGACCCUUCCUAUGGAUGCGGAUUGUGUGAGGAAUCCAUUCCGGGCCAACGUUCAAGGAGGCCAGGCAAGUAUAUGUGACACGUGGCACUCUUUCCCAUUUCGUUCGUACUUUGCUUUAAUUUUUUAUUUUUUUUUGUCUUUUCCCUUCCCAUGUCUCCUUCCGAACAAUCAGCCAACUUUUUUUUGUAGUUCUUCCUGUUCACUCUAAAAGAUGCACAUCCCCCACUUUUCAGUCUUUCCCGUUUCUGUAUUUCAUUGUCUAAUCUUAUCUAAGUUUGAUUCCAUAAA
Syzygium oleosum is the source of this 4277-nucleotide messenger RNA. Its product is annotated as disease resistance protein RPV1-like. Gene Ontology annotation, molecular function: ADP binding. The transcript is spliced from 7 exons. The coding region runs from base 468 to 4067 and encodes 1199 amino acids. Lineage: Eukaryota; Viridiplantae; Streptophyta; Magnoliopsida; Myrtales; Myrtaceae. Gene Ontology annotation, biological process: signal transduction; defense response. The record is from RefSeq and is a predicted model, not a curated record.